UGCCCAACGUUCAUUUGUCUGCUUACAUCUCAAAACUGCCGCUCCGUUGCUUUCCUCCUCACAACCAGAGAGUGGGGGAGAGAAGAGAGGAGAUGAAACGGUGUCGUUUGUUUGGGAGGAAGUGAGGUUAAAGAUUCUGAGACACAAAAGAAGUGAAGGAGAAAAACGGUGGCUUUUUGAGACCCGCCAUCGAUGAAAGCUUCAGAAGCUUUACCAAAGUGAGAGAACGCAGAAAACGUUUUGGUUGUUGUUUUGUUUUUUGAAAAUCAGAAAUGGGUUGUUGUUACUCGAGAAUAGAGAGAGAAGAGAUGGUUUCAAGGUGUAAGGCGAGGAAGAGAUACAUGAAGCAGUUUGUGAAGGCGAGGCAAGCCCUGUCUGCAGCCCACAGUAUGUAUAUCAGAUCCCUGCGUGGCACUGGCUCUGCUCUCCUUCAGUUUGCCACCGCCGAGACCAAUCUCUACCACCACCAUCUCACACCGAUUCUACCCUCUCCACCGCCGCCCAUGAGUCCCAGCUCCGAUACGUGGACAUCAUCACAGCCUCGCCCUCUCAUCUGCCGCCUCCGCCUCCUCCUCCUCCACCACCACAGCAGCCCUCUGAAUUUUUUUUUUUAAGGGGGGCACGUGGACAAAAUGAGGGAGGGGCACGUGGACACAAUUGAGGGGGUCCUUACAACGGCUAGAAAAAUACAACGGUCGAAUUCGAAUCUCUUUUUCAAUCUCUCCCUCUCUCUCUCUGUCUCAUUCUCUCCCUCUAUCUAUCUCUCUCCCUCUCCCUCUCCCUCUCCCUCUCUGAAACCCCCUCGCAACUCUCCCUCCCUCUCUCCCUCUCUCUCUCUCUCUGAAACCCCCGAAGAUGCAAGACAUGUGGAAUGUUCCCCCUGGUUUCAGGCCCAGCACAUCUGCGCCUUCGUCUCCCGCAAAGCCUAUUCGGGUGUCAAGAACUCGAUCAGAGUCCUUUCAUGUCACCCACAAAGUCCCUGUUGGCGACACUCCUUAUGUGAGAGCCAAAAAGGUUCAGUUGGUUGACAAGGACCCGGAAAAGGCAAUCCCGCUAUUUUGGGCCGCCAUUAAUGCUGGAGAUCGAGUGGAUAGUGCGCUCAAGGACAUGGCCAUUGUGAUGAAGCAACAGAACAGGGCUGAAGAAGCCAUUGAGGCUAUUAAAUCGUUGCGAAGUCGUUGUUCAGAUCAAGCCCAAGACUCUCUUGAUAAUAUCCUUCUGGAUCUGUACAAGAGAUGCGGGAGAUUGGAUGAUCAAAUUGCACUUUUGAGGCACAAAUUGUUCUUGAUUCAACAAGGGAUGGCUUUCAAUGGGAAGCGCACCAAGACUGCCAGAUCCCAAGGGAAAAAAUUUCAGGUGUCCGUGGGACAAGAAGCGACUCGGUUACUGGGGAACUUAGGAUGGGCAUUGAUGCAGCGGAACAACUAUAUCGAAGCAGAAGAUGCCUACAGGCGGGCACUUUCAAUGACUCCAGAUAAUAACAAGAUGUGCAAUCUGGGUAUCUGCUUGAUGAAGCAAGGGAGGAUUCUGGAAGCCAAAGAAACCCUUAGAAGAGUGAAACCGGCUGUUGCAGAUGGACUGAGAGGUGUAGAUUCCCACCUCAAAGCAUUUGAGAGGGCACGGCAGAUGCUGCUUGAUCUUGAGUCUGAAAUGUUGAAUAAGGGAAGCGACCCUGUCGAACAGAGUCGGCUCUUUGAUGCCUUCCUCAGUUCUUCCUCGCUUUGGCAGCCUCAGCCUUGUAAGGACCAGCACACAACGAAUACAAUCAAAUCUCAAGAUGAUUUUGGGGAUGAGAACUUCGACACCAACAGAGUCAUGAAGGUUCUUCCUGGACAGAAGAUUGCCAAACCAACGGCUGUUCAUGCGAACUCACUCAACGUCGCGGCAUUGCCAUUCUACUCAUCAAAGAUGACCAAGGACCCAAUUGGAAAACCACUGCAGGAGUCCCUUAAGAGAACAAGAUCAGGGCUUGCUGCUAAUUCGAUAGGAGUGAAUGAAACAGGGGCGUUCAGAAAGCCCUUAAUGGAAUCCAUGGAACCAGAAAAUAAGACUAGAAGGCAAUCUCUUUCACCCGAAGAAAAUGGGGACAAGUGGGCAGACUUGCUGCCAGACAGCAAGGAGUUUGAAGCGGCUCUUAUUGCUGCAGUUUUGGGUUCAGCCACUGAAACAGGGAAGAAGACUGUGGAGACUGGAAACAGUUCUGGAAUUUUACAGAAUAAGAUUGAGAGUAGGCUUAAAGUCUUUCAAGACAUAACACUCUCAAUGAGCCCAAGAGCCUAACCUCUCAAUUAGUGUCAACUAAUUCAAUUUAGUUUUUACAAGCUAUAAUAAUAUAGGUUUUAGGUUGGAGAUGAUCUUGUUCUCCUGGGCUCCUGUUCAAGCAGAAGGGGGGGGGGGGGGGGGAGAGAGGAGUACGCAGCUAUGCAGAGAGUAUGGUAGCAGUCCCUGCUGGGGUAGUAGCAGCAGUAGUUAUAGUAGAUGCAAUUCAUUAAUUCUUGUCCACCUCUCAAAAUAAAGGGGGGCACACAUCUGUAAUAAAACAUAUGAUGAUGUUCAUUAGCUACAUUUUGACUCAAGAAAAUGAGGAUCUUGCCUUGUUCUA
This is a messenger RNA of Vitis vinifera (wine grape), 2602 nucleotides long. Its product is annotated as protein POLLENLESS 3-LIKE 2. Bases 856 to 2280 code for a protein of 474 amino acids. The transcript is spliced from 4 exons. Gene Ontology annotation, molecular function: protein binding. NCBI's taxonomy places the organism in Eukaryota, Viridiplantae, Streptophyta, Magnoliopsida, Vitales, Vitaceae. The record is from RefSeq and is a predicted model, not a curated record.